AUGCAUACAGGGAGCAAUGGAAAACAGCCAGGGAGGACCCCGAACCUGUUCCCCUGCAGCACUGAGUAUCAGACCGACUCCCAACCGUUGCGUCCGUGUGAGCUUCAGAGGGAAGAGGCUUUUUCAGCAGGAGAAGCCUACGUUCCUCAGUGCUCAGAGGAUGGCCAGUUCAGGACAGUCCAGUGCAGUAGGGAUGGUCUUUCCUGUUGGUGUGUAGAUGAGAACGGUGUUGAGGUUCCUGGCAGCAAACAGAAUGGAUAUCCUGUAUCUUGCUUGUCCUUUUGCCAGUUGCAAAAGCAGAGGAUCUUGGUAAGCCGGUACAUCAAUGGCAGCAGCAUCUCCUACAUCCCUCAGUGCCUGGAUUCAGGGGCUUUUGACCAGGUGCAGUGUGACACGGAGCUGGGGCAGUGCUGGUGUGUAGAUCCAGAGGGAAUGGAGAUUUAUGGCACCAGACAAAGAGGAAAGCCAGCACAGUGUCCAGGGAACUGUGAGAUCCGAGACCGUCGCAUCCUGCACGGGUUUGGAGAGAAGAGCCCACCACAGUGCUCAGCAGAUGGAGAGUUUCUGCCUGUCCAGUGCAAGUUUGUCAACACAACAGACAUGAGUGUUUUUGAUCUUGUUCAUAGUUACAACAGGCUCCCAAAGGCUUUCCAAAAGUUCAGCUCGGUGAGGGAAGCGUUCCCAGAGAUCUCUGGGUACUGUUACUGCGUGGACAGCCUGGGGAGGGAGUUAGCAGACACAGGCCUGGAGCUGCUGCUUGAUGAAGUUUACGAUACGGUUUUCUCGGUGCCGGAGCCUGCCCGCACGUUCACGGAGAGCAGCAUCCAUCGGAUCCUGCAGAGGCGAUUCCUGGGGGUACAGCUGGCCACCUCGGGCAGGUUCAGGUGCCCCUCGAGGUGCGAGGCCGAGCGCUCGGCAGCGCUGCGCUUCCAGCAGCCCGUGGUGCCGGCCUGCGCGGCCGGCGGGGCCUACGCGGCCCUGCAGUGCCACCCGCGGGGACAGUGCUGGUGCGCGGACCCCCGCGGCCGAGAGGUGCCGGGCACAAGGAGGCGAGGGCAGCCCCCGGCCUGUGGUGAGGAGCAAUCGUGCAUCUCCGAGCGGCGACGGGCCUUGUCGAGGCUCCUCUAUGGCCCUGCUGGGUACUUCAGUCAGUCCAGUUUGCUUUCCACUCCAGAUAAGCAGUCAGACAAAACUGAUGGCUUUUCAAGGCCCUGCCCUCCUUCUUUCAAGGAGCUGUUUCUGGACUCUGGAUUGUCAUCCCCACUUGCACAAAGCCCGUUUGCCAGCCAGACUCCUGAGCUAGAAGCCACCCUCAGUGAAGCCAUCACAGGGAUGUUCCCAUCGAGGGAGCUGGCUCGAGUGGCACUGCAAUUUACUGCCAAUCCAAAGCGCUUCCAAGAAAACCUCUUUGGAGGAAGAUUCUUGAAGAAUUUGAUCCAGUUUAACUUCACAGGGGUGCUUGGCACUAGUGGGAAGUACAGCAUUGGCCAGUUUUUCCCACAGGCAAAUCUGUCAGAGAUGGGUAAUGGCCAAGGCCCUCUGGAAUCAGCUGAGGCAUUUUCACUGGAGGUAUCAAAGGGGAGCUCCAUUUUGAGUAAACCUCUUGUGAGCAGCUUUGGCCGCACAGUAACUCUGCAGGACAAUCAGAAUAGGAUGAAAUUCCUUUCUUCUCUCCUGGAACUACCACAGUUCUUUACUUUUCUUCAGCAAGUAAUUUCUGUCCCCGAAAGCAUUGCUGAAGAUUUAGGUGAAGUGGUGAAACUAGCACUGGGAUCCAGAGGCUGUGAUGAGGAGCCAAGGGACCUGUUUGUUCCAGCAUGCACCAAGGAGGGGAGGUAUGAGGAGGUUCAGUGCUAUGCAGGAGAGUGCUGGUGUUUGGACUCUUUGGGUAAGGAGGUUCCAGGCUCAAGACGUCAAGGCAAACGCCCAAGGUGUCCCACUGAGUGUGAGAAGCAAAGGAGAAACCUGAAGAACCUGAAGCAAAGCCUCCCUGCGGGAUCAGAUCUCUUUAUUCCCUCUUGUACUGAGGAUGGAGACUUUCUGCCACUCCAGUGUUAUGGAACAAAUUGCUUCUGUGUCGAUUUGAAUGGCAAGACUAUUCCAGGAGUCAGGGGGAAAGCUGGAAAGCCGAUGCAAUGCCCAAGUGCUUGCCAAGUAGCAGCUGGUCAGGAGUUUCUCAGGGCUGUGAAGCUGCUGUUGUCAGAUCCAGGUGCUGUGCCCCAGCUGUCCAGCCUUCACCUCCCACAGUGUGACGCUGCGGGUGGCUGGAGGCAGGUGCAGUGCAGUGGCCCUCCCGAGCAAGCCUUCGAGUGGUACGAAAGGUGGAUUGCAGAGAACAACGAGGGCAAGCCCCUGCCCGUUCCUGAUCUAUUGGACAUAAUAGCUGGGUAUAAAGAGGCAUCCUCUGGAGACUUUUCAGCUUUUGUUAAAGCUUUGUAUGAGGCUGGGCACCAGAACGUCUUCCCUACGUUCUCCAUGUAUUCCUCCUUCACGGAUCUCCCACCUCAAGUGCUGAAGGGAAACCUGACCAGUGCAUCAGAGAACAUUUUGCUGGACCCAUAUACGUUCUGGCAGCUCCUGACUGACCAGCUCAGCUACUACCCAGGACCCUACACUGAUUUCAGUGCUCCUUUAGGCCACUUUGAACUUCGUGAUUGUUGGUGUGUUGACAGCAAAGGAGGAGAGCUGGAAGGAACAAAGGCAGGAGUGAACCAGGUUCCAGCAU
This is a messenger RNA of Pyrgilauda ruficollis (rufous-necked snowfinch), 2725 nucleotides long. Its product is annotated as thyroglobulin-like. The transcript has 10 exons. The record is from RefSeq and is a predicted model, not a curated record. The annotation marks the transcript as partial. NCBI's taxonomy places the organism in Eukaryota, Metazoa, Chordata, Aves, Passeriformes, Passeridae.